Molecule: messenger RNA, 1169 nt
Organism: Schistocerca nitens (vagrant locust)
Lineage: Eukaryota; Metazoa; Arthropoda; Insecta; Orthoptera; Acrididae
Product: lipase member M-like
Exons: 7
Coding region: 1-1113 (370 amino acids)
Biological process (GO): lipid metabolic process
Molecular function (GO): hydrolase activity, acting on ester bonds
Source: RefSeq, a predicted model, not a curated record
AUGGACGCAGCCGCAAUCCUGGGAACAGCGCUGCCAGUGGCGGCCCCUGGAAUUAACCUCACAAGUGGCUACACGCCUCCCAUAGACCCGCAGCUGCUCAUGACGACGGAUGACAUAUGCCGGAGCAACGGCUACCGCUGUGAAGUCCACCCGGUCACGACGGAAGACGGCUACGAGCUGACCAUGCACCGUAUACUGCCGGCAGCGCCUUUCAGAGCUGCCAUCUUGGUGAUGUCCGGACUCAUUGGAUGCUCCGACAACUUCUUCGCAUUCGGCAAGAACAAUUCACUGCCGUUCAUGCUCGCCGACGCCGGAUACGACGUGUUCCUCGGAAACCAGCGGGGCUGCGCUUACUCCAGGAGGCACAAGAAGUGGACGCGGCAGGAGCCACAGUACUGGCGAUACACGCUGGACGACGUGGCGCUGUACGACAUGCCGGCGCUGGUGUCGCUGGCGCAGCGGCUGUCGGGCGAGCGGCGGCUCUUCUACGUGGGCUACAGCGCCGGCACGCACUCGCUGUACGCCUUCCUGCAGCUGCGGCCCGACCUGCGCCCCAGCCUCAGGGCCGCCUUCCUGCUGGCGCCCGCCGUCCUCUUCACCAGGCACCACAACCCACUCAUCAGGGCGCUCGCCUCAUUCCCCGACCGCACGCUCAGGGAGAUGGAGAAGAAUGCGGGCGAGCUGAUGGGCCGGACGCGCAGUUUCGUGCAGCUGGUUUGGCAGACCUGUAGGGAUGACUCUCCACCACUCCUCAAGAGAGGCUGCCGGUCUUUCACCAAGAUGUUCUUCGGCCUGACUGCGAACAAAACAAAAGGUGUAAGAAAGUUGGAGGGUUUCGAUUGGGGUCCCAAGGAGAAUAUUCGUAGGUACGGCUCGGAGAAGCCGCCCGAAUACCAGCUGCAGAAUAUCACUUUGCCAAUAGCAUCGUUCGUCGGCCGUAGUGACAGAUACGUCUCACUUGAGGACGCGCAACUGCUGAGCCGUAAGAGUUCGCUCAACCUCGGCGUCUUCGUCAUGCCGCCGGAAGACUGGGACCACUUCGACUACGUCGCGAACACGCAGGCGCCGCGACUCAUCUACGACCGCAUACUGGGCAUGAUGGCCGGCUUGUGACCGGCUGCACCAGCGAACGGCAAACGUCUACUAAGUGUUCCGCUGUUGACUCACAA